Molecule: messenger RNA, 5700 nt
Organism: Dreissena polymorpha
Lineage: Eukaryota; Metazoa; Mollusca; Bivalvia; Myida; Dreissenidae
Product: BTB/POZ domain-containing adapter for CUL3-mediated RhoA degradation protein 3-like
Exons: 5
Coding region: 174-1061 (295 amino acids)
Biological process (GO): protein homooligomerization
Molecular function (GO): protein binding
Source: RefSeq, a predicted model, not a curated record
CGGAAGUAUUUUAACGUCACGAAAAUAUGAGAUACUAAUUUUAGAAUCAAAUAGGUGUGGUAUAAAUAGAAUGUAAAAUUAAAAGUUAAGUCAUAUUUAUGUUUUACAAAUAUUCACAAUGUGGAAUUUUAUUGAAAGAUACACGGUUGAACACUACAGGACUUAAACAUUGAAUGUUUAGUGACACCAAAAUGUCUGGAGAACACAAAACAGUUAUAAAAGGAAAUUCUUCCAAAUAUGUAAAAAUUAAUGUUGGGGGUUCCCUUCAUUAUACGACCAUAGGGACCCUAACAAAACAGGACACUAUGCUACGUGCAAUGUUCAGCGGUCGAAUGGAAGUUCUGACUGACUCUGAAGGCUGGAUCCUGAUAGACAGAAAUGGCCAGUAUUUUGGUUACAUUCUCAACUUCCUGAGAGAUGGGACUGUUGCACUGCCAGAAAGUAGACGGGAGCUCAUGGACCUAUUACAAGAGGCCAAGUACUUCCUGGUUCAAGAUCUAGUUCAAUUGGUGGAAGCCCAUUUAAAGAGGCUUGGGAAGGAUGAUGUGGAACCCAAGUGUAGGAUCCCCUUGAUAACCUCACAGCGAGAGGAGCAGAGUCUUAUAGCCACAACUGUCAGGCCUGUGAUAAAAUUGAUUUGUAACAGACACAACAACAAGUAUUCAUAUACACCAAAUUCAGAUGACAACUUCCUUCGCAACAUAGAGCUUUUUGACCGCCUGGCGCUGCGGUUCAGCGGGCGUGUGCUCUUCCUAAAGGACGUCUUAGGCAGUAACGAGAUCUGCUGCUGGUCCUUCUACGGCCACAACCAAAAGAUAGCAGAAGUAUGCUGCACCUCCAUCGUGUAUGGGGAGCAGAAGAAGCACACAAAGGUGGAGUUCCCAGAAGCAAAGAUUUUUGAAGAAGCUUUAAAUUGUCUCCUGUAUGAGAAUCGCCACUCGAGGCCUGACCUUGAACUGAUGGAGGCCACGAGGAUUGGUAGCGGUGCCUCGGCCUCUCAAAGCGACGAGGAGAUUGAUGUCAUGCUGGAUCGUAUGCGUACCUCUAAUAACAGGAAAUAGCGAUCGUAGAAGUGUUUAGUAUUAUUCAGGUUUUUCCUUGAAACUUACAUGCACUCCUUGUAAGCAUUAUAUAUUUUGGUAGUAUUACCGAAAAAUUGAAAUACCUAGUCCAAUAACAAUACAAGUAUGAUAUACUUUGAAACUUAAAGAUGAAAUAUGCUUAUGAUGUCAUUACUGAGGAUAUUUUAAGUUUGCUAGAGUCAAACUUAUGGUAUACAAGUCCAGUCUUUAUGUUUAAGUAUUUUGUUGUGUUGUUGUUGUUGUUUGUGGAAAAAAUUAUAUCAGCAAAAAGCAUGUAAAUUCUUUUUGCCAGAACUGCUCAGAUAAAUAAAUCAAAUAUUAUCUGUAGUGAUCUGUUAUAAAGUAGAUCUAUUUAUGUACAUGUUUUAAUGAAGUUCUCUUUUAAGUCUAAGCAUUUUAUACAUUGCAGUUCUUUUAAAUAUAUGUACAUGUAUAUGACCUUUAAGAAUAAUUGUGAUGUUUUUCUUUGCUUUAUUAGCACACCUGAGCACACCAUGUUCAUGGUUGGCUUUUGUAAAAGCCCUUCGUUCUCUCUAUUGGCCACAUUUAACCAUGUCUAAUCGUCAUGAAACUUGGUCAGAGCAUUCAUUCUAAUGAUGUCUCAGCUUAGUUAGAAAAUGGUUCUGUUUGGUAAAAAAACAAGGCCACCAAGGGUCUUGACAACAUUCCUUAUAAGCUAUAUGGCUAUUGUGAAACAUUUUUAGCACUCUAGAAGUCAUAUUUUUAGUGCAAUCUUCAUGAAACUUGGUCAAAACAUUUCUUGUAAUGAUAGUUAGGCCAGGUUUAAAAACAGUUGUUGUUUAUCAAAAAAACAUCGCUGCCUUGGUGUGAGGCGGUUUUCCUUUUAUGGCUUUAAUGAAACCUCAUAAAAACUCUAUAUUUGCCUCAUUUAUUUUCCAAACUUUACAAAACUUUGUGAGAAUGUUUGUCCAAAUAAAAUCUCAACUGAGUUUUAAACUGAGUUAACUGAGAUCAAAAACUAGUUUUCUAGGUUAAAGAAAUGUUAAAGCAAGUUAAAAUUCUAGAAUAUGCAUUUUUGCUCACCUGAUUGCUCAGGUGAGCUUUUCUGACCGGUCUUUGUCCAUCGUACGUCCGUCUGUCCGUUAACAUUUGCUCUUAAACACUCUAGAGGCCACAUUUCUUGUCCCAUCUUCAUGAAACUUAGUCAGAAUCUUUGCCCAAAUAAAAUCUCGGCAGAGUUCGAAACUGGGUUGUGCCGGGUCAAAAACUAGGUCACUAGGUAAAAAAAAAGAAAAACCUUGUAAACACUGUAGAAGUCACAUUUCAUGUUCAAUCUUCAUGUAACUUUGUCAAAAUAUUUGUCUUAAUGAUAUCUUGAUUGAGUUCAAAAGUGGUUCCGGUCUGUUGAAAACAUGGCCAUCAGUGGGCGGGGCAGUUUUCCUUAUUUGGCUUUAGAGAAACCUUGUAAACACUCUAGAAGUCACAAUUUUUGCCCAAUCAUCAUGAAAGGUGGUCAAAACAUUGAUUUAAUUGAUAUCUCGGACGAGUUCGAAAAUGGUCCAGAUCGGUGAAAAAACAUGGCCGCCAGUGGGCAGGGCAUUUUUCUCUAUAUGUAUAUAGUGGCAGUUUUCCCAAUUUGGCUAUAGAGAAUUGUCCAAUCAUCAUGAAGUUGGUCAAAACAUUGGUUUUAUUGAUAUCUCGGACGAGUUCGAAAAAAGUCCAGAAUGGUGAAAAAACAUGGCCGCCAGUGGGGGGGCAUUUUUCUUGAUAUGUAUAAAGUGGCAGUUUUCCCGAUUUGGCUAUAGAGAAACCACGUAAACACUCUAGAAGUCACAAUUUUUGCCCAAUCAUCAUGAAAGUUGGUCAAAACAUUGGUUUUAUUGAUAUCUUGGAGGAGUUCGACAAUCGUGUGAAAUCGGUGAAAAAACAUGGCCGCCAGUGGGCGGGGCAUUUUUCUCUAUAUGUAUACAGUGAAAACGUUAACACUCUAGAAGUCACAUUUUUGGCCCAAUUUUCAUGAAAUUUUGUCAGAACAUUUGUUUCUAUGAUACAAGAGUUGAGUUCAAAAAUGGUUUCUGUCAAACCUUGUGAUCGAACACUAUGGAAGUCACAUUUUUAUGCCCCCCUUAGAAGAAGAGGGGGUAUAUUGUUUUGCUCAUGCCGGUCCGUAUGUCUGUCCACCAGAUGUUUUCCAAUUGAUAAGUCAAGAACGCUUAGGCCUAGGAUCAUGAAACUUCAUAGGUACAUUGAUCAUGACUCGCAGAUGACCCCUAUUGAUUUUGAGGUCAAAGGUCAAGGUCAUGGUGACCCGAAAUAAUAAAAUGGUUUCUGGAUGAUAACUAAAGAAGGCUUAUGCCUAGGGUCAUAAAACUUCAUAGGUACAUUGAUCGUGACUCACAGAUGACCCCUACUAGAUCAAAGGUCAAGGUCACAGUGACCCGUAACAGUAAAAUGGUUUCCGGAUGAAAGCUCAAGAACGCUUAUGCCUAAGAUCAUGAAAGUUCAUAGGUACAUUGAUCAUGACUUGCAGAUGGCCCCUAUUGAUUUUCAGGUCACUAGGUCAAAGGUCAAGUUGAAUCGAAAUAGUAAAAUGGUUUCCGGAUGAUAACUCAAGAAAGCUUAUGCUUAGGAUCAUGAAACUUCAUAGGUACAUUGAUCAUGACUUGCGAAUGACCCCUAUUGAUUUUUAGGUCACUAGGUCAAAGGUCACGGUGAGUCAACUUAAAAUAAUGGUUUCCGGAUGAUAACUCAAAAAGGCUUGCGUCUAGGUUCAUGAAACUUCAUAGGUACAUUGAGGUGACCCAAAAUAGUAAAUUUGUUUUACUCAAGAACGCUUAUGCCUAGGAUGAUGAAACUUCAUAGGUACAUUGAUCAUGACUCGCAGAUGACCCCCAUUGAUUUUCAAGUCACUAGGUCAAAGGUCAAGGUCACGGUGUUUCAUCUUAGAAAAAUGGUUUCCAGAUGAUAACUCAAGAAGGCCUAUGCCUAGGAUCAUGAAACUUCAUAGGUUCAUUGAUCAUGACUUGCAGAAGACCCGUAUUGACUUUCAGGUCACUUGGUCAAGGUCACGGUUACUUGACACAGUAAAAUGGUUUUUGGAUGAUAACUCAAGAAAGCUUACGCCUAUGAUCAUGAAACAAUAAUUAUAAUGGUCAAGUUGAUAGAAUUUUCUUAUUAAAUCAAUCAAAAAUGGAAUUUAUCAAUGAACACACUCUUCUCAGGUGAGUGAACGAUGGCCAUCUUGGCCCUCUUGUUUAGCUCACCUGACCACAAUGUGCUCAAUGGUGAGUUUUUGUAAUCACCUUUUGUCUGCUGUCCGUUGUCAUUAUUUGCCUUGUUAAUACUCUAGAAACCACAUUUAUUGUGUGAUCUUCAUGCAACUUGGUCUGAAAAUUUGUCCAGUUGGUUGAAAAACAUGGCUACCAAGGAGGGAGAUGUUUUCUUAUAUGGCUGUAGUAAAAGCUUCUUAACACUGUAGAGGAUAUUUAUUGUCCGAUAUUCAUGAAAUUUAGUCAAAGAUUUGCCCCAGUCAAAUACUGAACAAGUUUAAAAAUGGUUCCAGUUGGUUGAAAAACAUGUCCACAAGGGGGCAAGGCAUUUUUCUUUAUAUGGCUUUAGUUAAACCUUGUUAACUCUCAAUAGGCCACAAUUAUUGUCCGAUUGUCAUGAAACUUGGUCAGACGAUUUGUCAUAAUGAAAUCUUGAAUAAGUUUGAAAAUGGUUCCAAUUGGUUUAAAACAUGGCCACCAGGGCCAGGGCAUUUUCCUUAUAUUGCUUCAGUAAAAACUUGUUAACACUCUAAAAGUCACUUUUAUUGUCCACUUUUAUUGAGUUUGAAAAUGGUUACAGUCUUUUGAACAAAUAUUGCUGCAAGGGGGUGGGGCAUUUUCCCUAAUAUUGCUAAAAUAAACUCUAAAAGCAGCAUUUAUUGUCCGAUCUUCAUGAAACAUGGUGAGACGAUUUCCCCCAAUGAUAUCUUGGACAAGUUUGAAAAUGGUUCAGGUUGGAUGAAAAUAUGGCAGGGGGAGGGGCAGUUUUACUAAUUUGGCUAUAGUAAAAACCUUGAUAGCACUGUAUAAGUAAUUUUUAUUGUCCAAUAAUCAGGAAACUUGGUCAGAAAAUUUGUUCUUAUGAUAUCUUGGGCUGCACAGAACAGGUCAGUUCCCUUGUAUCUCAGUUGAGUGACUUUGGGCCUUUCAGGCCUAAUUGUUACAUCCAUUCUUCCUGAUUUGUGGUCUAAACAUUUGUUCAAAUGAUAUCUCAUCUGAGGCCGAACAUUAAAAUAUGCAGAGAAAUGCAUAAAGUGCUUUUAAUGUUUUCCACCUCCUUAGAAUAGUUAUGUACCUUUAAGUAUCAGUAAAGCGCCUUUUGGCCCAUGGUCUUCUUGGUUAUAAUUCCUUGCGGAUUCUGUCUCCUUUACUUCUGCCCUGUGGAGUUUUUCUGUAUUUCUAUUUUGCAUAUACAUGUUCAACAUACACUAAUCAGUUUCAAUUAUUGCCAAUUAUUUAUGAACUUAUAUAAAUUCUAUGAAAAAGUGGUAAGGUGGGAUUAGAGUUUAGGAAAAGUUCAUGUCAGUUUUAACUUGUACAAAUAAUGCUGUUACAAACUGUACGCUUGAAACUUCACUGGUAGAUGCGAAUAAAAUAUAACUAAAUGA